This is a messenger RNA of Bradysia coprophila, 9602 nucleotides long. RefSeq names its product nephrin adhesion molecule sticks and stones (gene sns). Gene Ontology annotation, biological process: cell-cell adhesion. Lineage: Eukaryota; Metazoa; Arthropoda; Insecta; Diptera; Sciaridae. Gene Ontology annotation, molecular function: cell adhesion molecule binding. The record is from RefSeq and is a predicted model, not a curated record. Gene Ontology annotation, cellular component: cell-cell junction; plasma membrane.
UUAUGUGCAGUGUGUGCGUUGGGGAUUCAUUUAUCAUAACGAAAAAUUUGUGAAAAGUAUUUUAUUCCCCGGGAUACCCGAAUAAAAAUAAAAAUUUAUUUAUUACAAAACGAAAGAAAAAAUACGACAGAAAAUCGAUGAUAAACAACCACAUUCUGAUGGAUAACAAACGGAUUAAAUAUCAAUUCAAAGGAUUAUCACCGAAACUCAACGAAAUGACGGAAUUAAAGAGCUUAAUGUGGACUUUAACAUUCAUUUGUACAGUUCUAACAACAAUACAACCCUCGAGCGCCCAACAACAAAAGUUUCGAACAACACCGCACGACUUGCAAGUGCUUGAAGGUUCAGAAGCACUUCUACGAUGUGAAGUUUCAAAUUUGGCCGGACAAGUACAAUGGACAAAGGAUGGUUUUGCUUUGGGAUUUUCAGCUGUGAUACCAGGAUUUCCGAGAUACUCUGUGUUGGGUGAUCGAACACAGGGUGUUUACAAUUUACGAAUAUCGAACGCUUCGUUGGAUGAUGAUGCUGAAUAUCAAUGUCAAGUUGGCCCCGCUAAAUUGAAUUCGGCUAUACGAGCCAACGCAAAACUAACAGUGAUAUCACCUCCAUCAACCAUUGAAAUCCAAGGAUAUCAACACAACUCUAAAGUCGAGGUCCGUGAAAAUCAGGAUCUAACACUCACGUGCAUUGUGGCUGAUGCAAAACCAGCAGCUCAAAUUCAAUGGUUCCGCAGUAAUGUCGAAUACAAACCAGAAAAUCGUGAGGAUAAGGUGACCGACACAAAUGGCAGACGAUUUACAACAACAUCACGUAUUCGGUUGAGUCCCACCUCUAGUGACGAUUACACUGAAUAUUCGUGUCAAGCCAAACACAAAGCACUGCAACCCGACAUGCCAAUGAGAGCUACCGUACAGUUGUCUGUAUUAUACGGUGUCGGAGCACCAUAUAUCGAAGGAUAUACGACUGGAGAAACAUUACGACGAGGACAAACUGUUGAAUUAUCGUGUCGCAGUCGUGGUGGGAACCCUCCUGCACAACUAAUUUGGUACAAAAACGGUGCACAGGUUAGGAUGGCGUACAGAACGGCCGGAAGGCUCUCGGAAAACAUCUACACAUUUACGGCCGAAGCAAAUGACAACAAAGCUCGUUUUCGAUGUGAAGCUAGCAACAUUAUGUCACAGACACCCCUAAAGGUUGAAGUGGAUUUAACUGUUUUGUUUGCACCUACACAUGUAUCAAUAUCCGGACCGUCGGAAGCAAGAGUUGGCGAUCCCGUUCCAUUACAAUGUACCACGGCACCGUCCAAUCCGCCAGCUGAAAUCAAAUGGAUGGUAAGCGGGCGGCAAGUACGAAAUGCGACAUCUAGAACGUCAGUUUCACCCGAAGGAGGUUGGAUUACAACAUCUAACAUAACAGCUGUGGUUGAACCGAAUAAACGAUCAUUAGUCGUAAUAUGCCAUGGCCUUAAUAUGCAACUAACUGAAAACGUAGUUUCAACAACAAACGUCAAUAUACUAUAUCCACCGUCUCCACCAAUUAUUUCCGGCUAUGUGGAAGGUUCAAUUAUACCCGCGGGAUCAGUUCAAAAACUGCUUUGUGUAUCAUCAGGAGGGAAUCCCCUCGCAACAUUGGUGUGGUACAAGAACGACAAAAAGAUAAAUUCGGUACCGAAAACAGCCGAUAAAUCCGUUACGGCUGAGUUAACAAUUUUGGCAAAUGUCACAGACAAUCAGGCGAGGUAUAGAUGUGAGGCUCACAACAGUGCCACCGAAAUACCAUUAUUUGAAACAAAAACAUUGAGUGUACAUUUUGCACCAGAAACGGUGAAAAUACGCGUAGAGCCCGAGGAAUUGGUACCUGGCAUUGAGGCAACGUUGAUUUGUGAUUCCAGUUCAAGCAAUCCACCAGCAAAAAUCACUUGGUGGAAGGAUGGGAUACCCGUUGAAGGAGUUAACGGUACAUCAAAAUCUGGACUAUGGGGUGGAACUGUAUCGUCAUUGGAUUUGAGAAUCAAUGUUACUCAGGACAUGAAUGAAGUGGUCUACACCUGCCAAAGCAACAAUGAAGCUUUACAGCGAAGCGUUCACGAAGCCAUCACUUUGCAAGUCUUAUAUCCACCAAAGUUCGUACCACCACCAUCGUCGACAGUCGUAGGAGUUGAAGGUGAACCACUUCAAGUGGCAAUGAUGGCCAACGCAAAUCCCAUAUCCAUUGCAUAUACUUGGACCAAAGACGGUCUACCGAUUCUUGCUUCGGGUAAUGGUGUCGAGCGAAUCGUAUCUGAGGGACCUAUCUUAAACAUUACCAAACUAACGCGAAAUGAUGCCGGUAUCUACACGUGUGAGGCGGUUAAUUCGCAGGGAUCGGCAAUGAUCAAUAUUUCUGUCAUUGUUGAAUACGGAGCAACGAUAAAAUCAAUAUCGGAAAAUGUCAUUGUUAAUCCGGGCGAUGAGGCAAUGCUAUCAUGUUCGGUUGAAGGAAAACCAUUGACUGAGGAGCACGUGCGAUGGGAACGAUUGGGCUACGAUAUGACGGUGAAAACUACUACAACAUUUGCGAAUGGAACGUCCUUCUUGCAUGUUAAGGAUCCACAACGGGACGAUGUUGGUAAUUUCCGUUGUGUUGCUGAUAAUCGAGUGGCCAAUCCUACCAGUCGAGAUGUCUUGUUGAUUGUAAAAUUCGCACCUGAAAUCGACAAGUCUCUGUUGAGAGCUGCAACUGGUGCAGGUGAAAAGGGUCGUUUACCUUGUCGCGCUCAAUCGGCUCCAGCACCGAAAUUCUCGUGGAACCGAAACGGUCAGCACUUAAACGUUAAUAAAACGUGGAAAUUCAGCGUUGAGGUGAAACAGAUCGACUCCCUGACAUACGAAUCGAUGCUGGUCAUUGACAAAGUUGCCCCAGCUGACUAUGGUCUAUACGAAUGCAUAGCACGAAAUGACUUGGGGCAAAGCAAAGAGAACGUCCGACUAGACAUAACAUCGAAACCAGACAUUCCGAUCAGUUUAAAUAUUUUGAACACGACACACGAUUCUGUAACAGUAGCAUGGACACCAGGAUUUGACGGUGGCAUGAAAGCCAGUUAUCGUGUACGAUAUCGAGAAGCCAACAGCGAACAUUAUAAAUACGAAGACGGAUUGCCGAACACGCACAAACUUACCAUUACUGGUCUUCGAAUGAAUACGCUGUAUCUGUUCUCCGUGAUGGCAUCGAAUCCAUUAGGCAACAGUAAAUUUUUACCCGAUUUGGCGAGUGCUCAGACAAAAGGGGUAGAUAACGUUCCCGCUGAACUAUUAGAGAAGGCUGAAAUUCCAACGCUUGUUAUCGUUGCUAUAGCAAUGGCAGCAUUGGGAGUUCUAGUAGCUAAUGUAGCGCUCAUUGUUUGGUUUAUUAUUCGUAAACGUAACAAAGAAGCGUCAAAUCAAAACAGCAAAUCAGCCACAAUAGAAAUGUAUGCACCAAGUUCAUACAACGACACUGUGACAGGCGAAACUUUGUCUAGUGUAUCCGAGAAGAGUGAUUCAUAUUCAAAUGAGGGCAGUCAACCAGAUUAUAUGGACGAAACAAGAAAGAAAGCUGCAUCAACAUAUCUGGUAGAAAAUCCGGACAUUCCUCCGCCUCGUUAUCAAAAAGAUGGGACACUGCCAAAUCAUCACUAUCCCAACAAUACUGCAAAUUCAGUGCACACCCGAACAUUACCUCAUCCACGUCAUAACAAUCACAUAAUGGAUUCAAGAUCCAGAGACGACCAAAUGAUCGGCAAAGGGUACAUGCCUUCGCCAUCGCCCGCACCACCAUUAGAUGGUUCAUAUUACAAUAUGAACAGUGAUAGAUAUCUAUCAUACCCACCAAUGGACUACCCGCCAAUGGAAUUUUCAACACCACCAUUAGCUAUGACCCACAUUAUGGCACCGAACGGCGGCGGCACAUUACGUCGUGGUAUGCGCGUACCGCCACCGGACGUCACCCAUCAUACGAACCAUUCGAAAGCACCGCAUGAAAUGCACAAUAAUAGCAGCCAAAACGGAUCACAGGGGAUUAAUAAUUUAAGUAAUUUGUCACAGCUAUCGAAUUCGGUACCGGUCAAACCGCCCGGCAUCCUCAAAGAUCCGAACCGGAAGCAGCACAACAAUAUGCAAAUAUUGAAUGUGCAAAAUGCGCCGGGCAUCGGUAAUAGUUUGCUGGUCGGCGGUUACGAUCCGAGCACACACAAUUUGAGUUCGUUUAAUGCAUCGAUGGGGUAUACGGACGCUGACGGUCAUUUAGUGUAGGGCGGUAGAUUAGUUUUUGUUUAUGUUUUAAAUGAGAGAUGAGAGAAAAAAAAAGAUUUCUGUGAAUAUAUUGAGACGGGGGAGAAAUAAUUUUCGUAUUAAAAAUAUAAACUUAGAUUAGCCGGUAAAAAUCAAUACGAUAUCCCAAAUAAUAUUUUUAAUAAUUAAAAUGGAAAAUAAAUUUAAAAAAACAAAAAAAAAACAAGAAAACUGAACGAGUGAAAAAUGUUAAAGAUUAAUUUUUGAUUUUUAUUAAAAACGAUUGAAUUACAAAAAGAACAAAAAAAAAAUGUUUAUAAAAUAAAGUGGAUAAAGGAGAAGGCGCCUUUACUGUUGUGUUUUCUUUUUUAUAUUUAUGUAAAUGAAACAAAUAAAAUUUAAUGGAAUGCAGAGAAACCGAAUCUAGACAAUUUUUAAGAAACAGAACAAAAAAUGGGUAAUUCAUUGUAAAUGAUCUCAAUAUUAAGAAGAAGAAAGAAGAUAAUAAAUCAGCCUCACCUUGGCAUCUUAAAAAUCGUGAGAGAAUUAAAUGUGUUAAAAAUAAAUGAAAAAAAAAAUUAAAAAAUUAAUUUUUGCUGGGAUGUGAUCUAAUUGCUAAAACAAAACAAAAAAUUAUUAGAAAUUGUAAAUAAAUAAAAAUUGCGAAUUCAAAAAAACUUAAAUAAUUAAAAUUAAUUAACAAAAAAAUGGAACGUAAAGAGUAUAAGAAAUCAUUAAUGUAAUUUGUAAUAUAAAAAAAAAAAAUUUUUGUUCUUUGGUUUAUAACACGAAUUCAAACCAAAUGAUUAUAAAACAAAAUGAAAGAACUCCAUCCCUCCUCCCGGCAUCACAUCAGUUCAUCCAAUAAAAAUUUCAAAGAAUUUUUACGAGCUUACAGCUCGAAAGUUUAACGGAAUAAAAGUCAAAUUGAAAUAUCUGGUCGUUUUAUAUCAAUUAAACUAAGAAUUUAAAUAGCUACACACAGUAGACCGAGAGCCGGUGUGCAUUUCAGUCUCUUAUAAGACCACAGUUUUGAAACCGCUGUCAUAUUGUUGAACUACGGCGAUACGAACGUAGUAUAUUGUGCAGAGUCAAUUUUUGUAGCGCUAGAACGCAUGCUACAAUAGACAACAAUUGAAAUCAUUUUGCGGAACUGUUGACUUCUAGAACUUCUUGGUUUAUUUAAAAGAAAAUCCAACAUGUCCAAAAUUGUGUAAGUUGACAGUUCGCGAAGUGCUGUGAUUGUCAAUUGUAACAAAACUUAUUCUCAGGCGUCAUUAUAUAGUUGAAAUUUGGGUCAAAAUGAAGGCCAUCUGUACCAAUUGAAGAAUGAAAUUCGAAGAUACAAAUUUUAUAGACAGUCGUCGUGCCUGACAGAUCAAAAAUUUGAAUUUUAUACUUACCAGGCACGGCGUACUUUUCAAUAAAACAAAUUAUUGUCAGUUGGGAUCAAUACAUUCAUUUUGACAUCAAUUUGGAUUUUCUACGAUGUGUUGAUUGCCGAGAUAAAUAGAUCCACUAGAACUAGCAACUAGCGCUCCGGAAUGAAAGUCUUUGAACAAAUGUCUCUCGUACUGCGUGUAGUACAAUAAUAUGGUUCCAAUGGUUCCAAUCCGUGACCAUAUAACGGACUGAUAUGCACCCAGGCUUUCGGUCUACAAUAAAACACAAUGGAAUGGAUGAAAAGAAAAUCUUUUUUCUGUUAAACAAAAUAUUAAAUGUUAAGGUAAUUAAUGUCAGGGAUUGAUUUUAUAAUUCAUUUUUUUUAUUGCUACGAUUGAACCAUGUAAUUCCAUUGUCUCGGGUUUGUUAAAGAAGGGAAACAUAUUUACGAAUUAAGAAUUUCAAUUACAUUUUCCCCCUUUUUUCCAUUAAAAUUACCGAUCCGAAUUCAAUCAAUUACAGUGCAAGCAUUGCACCUACAUAGAGAUUGACGAUUGAAUCAAUUAGUUUGGACUGAUUCUGUUGGAAAUUAAAAAAAUUCUAUUCAUUGCCAUCAUAUACACAGCUCAAUUUCUUGCUGCGAUUUGAAGUGAAAUGUUUAAGAGACACUUGGAGACUUAAUGACACAAAUGAUUUCUUUUUUUAAAUGAACGAAAUUGCAGAAAGGUUUCAAUCAUUCGUUUCGUUGCAUUUGUAAUAGUCAAACGAGGGAUUAAUUUAAUCGAAUUUUGAAAGAGCGAAUGUUAAAUUGGAACGAAAAUUAUUUUUGCAGAAUAAUUAAACCCUCGCUGCUGCUGUUUGGUGAAAAUUAGUCUCUUCCACGCUCACACAGAUCCGCAACCAAAUAUUUACAAAGUUCCACUCACAGACUAGGCUUUGGUAUUGGUCUUCGACCUACUCCAUUCUCGAUUUUCUUGCGAUGACGGGUCACUUUAUAGACGAUGUGGCCUAACUGCGGAUCCAUGGUGGCACCAUUACUCUUCAAUGAACAUUUCAGACUUCUGAAUUUUCAUACCACCACCCAGCGCUGUAAAAAUUCCUUGUCUUCAACUCAUCAAUAUCAUUGAAUAUUCAGUUCACCGAUCAUCCAUAAAACGGGUACAAAGUCGACAAAAACUCAUCUCAAUCUCUCAAGUCUGUAAUGGUUAAAAACAAUAAUUUUACAUCUGAUACACCGCGAGGAAUUGAAAAGCCAAUGUUAAAUAAACGGUAGAGUCGUCUCAGCGUAUUUACACAAUGCCGAGAUACUUUUUUCGCUUUGCCGUUUUGUCAAAACGAUGCACACACAGUUUCAUGGUGGAAGGAGGAAUGUAAACAGAAGAGAAAGAAGCUCAAUAAAAUAUGCCAAUAUUGAUUGGUAAGUGCGGUCAAACGAUUCGUAUUGAUAAUAUGCAACAAUAACAGUUUUAAGCGAGUGGAUUUAUGGUAGAGAAAAAUGAAGAAAAGAAGUCAAUAAAGUUCAACAGAAAGUUCACUUGAAAGUUUGAAGAAACAGAAACCAACCAACCAAACUGAAACAAAUAUUUAAAUAAUUUUAACCUGUCACAGACGGCAAGCAUAUUAACAGUUUUACUAUCUGGUCUACUACUUCAUUUGAUCAAAGAUUUUCAAAGAUUGAUUUCGGAAAUCUUUUACUUCAUUUGUUUAGAACACGCUUUUUGAUAUAUAAGACCUUAUUUGCUGAAGCCUGUCGUUUAUUAUUGCUGUCGUUGUCGAUAGCAGAUGACAGCCGUAUGUAACAGGUUGAAUAAUUUUUAAAAAUUUAGUUUCAAACGAGUUACGAUUAUUGAUAGAUUUCGUUUAAAUAGGCUUAAAUUAUAAAAUGGGAAGAAGUAUUUAAACAAUAAAAUUAAAAACUACAAUUGCCAAAGACCUCAGAAAUAAGAAUAAAUUUCUUUUAAUUUAACAAUUUAGUUUUAAGGAGUUUUUGUUUCGCAAUUUAAUUUAAAAAAUUUUUUUUUUGAACAAAAAUUUAUUUUUAAACUUAAAAGCUAGUGCAUUUUGGUUGACUUAAGUUACACCAUUGCGAAUAUUAAUUCAAAUAAUACUCACUAAUCGAACAAAGACUUUUUUUUGUAUAUUUAAUGAAAUGAAAACAUAGUUUUAUCAUCCGUUCUACAUAUUGUUCUUUUAUACGAUGUAUUUUUUUGCCAUCGGGAAAUGGUUUACAUAAAUUCAGAGACGCAGAAGACAAACAAAUCUUCAACAAUUGAAAAUAAAAUCAAAUGGCCAAAUUUUGUACAAUAAAACAACCAACAACUGAGAGUUUAACAAAUUUCAAAUCAACAUUUUACUCAAUUUUGCCAAAAAGAAUUUUUAUAAAAAAAGUAGCAAAUCGAAUACGAAAACAGAAUUUAAAUUUGUAGGACUGCUUGCUGGACUAAUAUUUUUCAAAAAAUAAUCCUCAAAUUUUGAUUUUUUUUACGUUCAAUCUCUUUUCCUUUGAAUGACAAAGUGCCUUAAAAUCCCUGAUAAAAUCUUUUUUGUUUUAUAAUCAAAAUCCUUGAGUUACAAAUCUAUAGAACUGUUCAUGAUAGGUUGAUAAAUAAAAUGUUGUUGAAAGAUUGGUGUAAACAACGAAGAAGGAAACCGUAGAAAGUAUAUUGUUACACCUUUGGAAUGUUUUCGAAAAGUUCUUCCUGUUCCUGUUCGUGUUUUUCCCUACAUAAAUGCCGAUUUACCUACUAAACGAUGCCAAAUUUAUGACGAUUAUGCAGAAUUAAAGUUUUUUCUUUUCUUUUUCUUUUGUAUUAACGAAAUAUGUGAAGUCCAGAAUUUCGAUGGUCACACUGCUUUUAAUUAUCCAACCGUUUCACUGUCACUCAGCGCCUAAUGCGACUCACAAACCUGAAUGAAUCAAUCCUACAUAGCUCUGCUCCGGAGUUCAAAUCUUUGGGUUAGAAUCGCACAGACUAUUGUAGCUUUGAAGGGCUUAAGGGAGCUUUGAGAUUACUUUGAAAUCCAAAAAUAAUUUACGGUAGGAUUCUAAAGCAAGGAUAACCUUCGGAGAAAUGAUUCCCAAAAGAUUCGCUAAAUUAUUUUGAAUCUUUAGAGAAUUUUAGGGAUUCUUUGUGAAUUCAUUGUCAAACAUUAGGCUUCCUGUAGAAGCUCAAAGCUUGAAAGGACCUUUUCAAGCGGCAGUGUAGCAGUUGACAAAAAAGAUAAUUGAAUCAAGGCGAAAAUAGUCAAGGACCAUCUUUUGCACAACGUUCUCUAUAAAUGAUUUUCUUUCUACAACCAACUACAAUGGUGGACGAGUAAACAGAAAACAGUUUAAUAUGUCAUUCACUCUUUUAGAAACGGCCAGUCAUCUGUUAUCGGUAACAACGACACAAAUAAACGUUGAGCUAUGGCUGAUGUUUAAUUUAGCAGAAUGUAUGACGAAACAAAAGUGGUAACAGAUUUUGUGCCGGUCAAUAGGCCAUAACAAAAAGAGUGACAGAUUAUCAAGAUUUAUGUCGCAGACGCUUCCCAUUUGUAAAAGAGGAAACGGCUACAAAUUAGUGCAGAAGAAGUAAUCCAUGAAGUAGUACUGCCAGUUACAUAACAAACUGAAGAAACUAAAUGUGACAUUUUGUGAGAAUUAGAAGAUAUAACCUCAAAUUUGGCUUUGCACUUCUUUUUCAUAACAGAAAGUGAAUUAAAAUUAGAAUUUAGUGCCAAUAAAUAUUUAUCGUGUGUCUGAGUCUUUAUAUUUUCGAACAACGGUCUGACUGUUCUAAAUUUCAAAAUCAAGGAAAAGAACAACUUACACAAGAACAACGAUUAGAAUAGAAAUGUUUUUUUUUUAUUUCUUUUUUUUUUUAGUAAAAAACGAUUGAAUUUCCAAGGUAUAAUUGUGAUUUGAAUGACUAUAAGAUAAAAAAAAUAUAGAAUUCAUUCAGUAAGACAUUGUUGAUAUUAAAAGAAGAA